Messenger RNA from Wyeomyia smithii (pitcher-plant mosquito), 6161 nucleotides. It is a transcript of the gene Asap, whose product is annotated as arfGAP with SH3 domain, ANK repeat and PH domain-containing protein. The coding region runs from base 1089 to 4643 and encodes 1184 amino acids. Gene Ontology annotation, cellular component: cytoplasm. Gene Ontology annotation, biological process: positive regulation of GTPase activity. The transcript is spliced from 16 exons. Lineage: Eukaryota; Metazoa; Arthropoda; Insecta; Diptera; Culicidae. The record is from RefSeq and is a predicted model, not a curated record. Gene Ontology annotation, molecular function: GTPase activator activity; protein binding.
UGCGAGCGCGAUUCAGUCAGUCAGUCGCAAAUCGUCGGGCAUUACGAGUGGGGUGGUUGAUGGUUGAGUGAAUUUACCGUUGCUUGAGUCGUUUCUACUCGGUUUGUGCAGAAUUGGACAGAGACGGUGCUAACGGGUUGUGCGGCGGUUAGAGCGAGAGAACCGGUGCGAGAAUGAUGUCGCUGCCUCGAGCGAUGGUCGCAUCGCAGCAGUAAAAAAAGACAUCAAUCAAGCUGUUCGUGUUUAAAAACCAAGCUGUGGUGUAACUUGUAAUCCGAAAAAAUAGUUUGACAAAUUUUCUAGAGUAAUACUAACUUGCGGCAGAUUUGUAACCGAAGGAAGUUAUAAUCCUGGCCGUACAAACGUGGAGCAGUGAAAAAGUGGGUGUUUUCUUGUGUUGCGUUCUUCAUUUUUCCUGUACCCUGGCUGGCUGGCUGGUAAGCUAGCUGCCAAGAGUCUUCUUUUGCGGUGACAGUCGACGUUUUUUGCGGCAGAAAUUCUUAAAUCACAGUGCAUCGUCAAUAUGUCGAAAAGUUUCAUAAAUGUUUCCGCGGUGGUUCAUAAGAGGAUUGCGUUUAAAUCUGUAAUCGGGAAUGUGAUGCAGUGUUUGAAAAGCGCAAAAAAGGUGUCCAGCGCCCUUGUGAAGUGCAAUUAACCCAGUCCACGUUUAUUUUGGAUAAUGCUUGCAGCUGGCUGAUGUGUUUAUUCCCAGUCUCAGGAAAGAGCGAGUGCAGAAGAUAGCAAGGUGUCAAAAAGCGUAAUCCACGGUCUGACGCGGAGAUAUUUUUGGAAUAAGCAAAGUUCGACUGUUGUGUGAAGAGAGAACCUUUGAGAAAAAAAAUUAAAUUGUGAGACAAAAUAUUAAACACGUACCAGCGAGAAGGUGAAAAGGAAGUGCCGUGUCAAGUACAUAUUAUCAUCGGUCUAGAAACGAAACCGUCAGCGUAAAACCUUCGCACUUGAACCACCUGUCGGCGGAACAGUGAAGGACGUCGAGCAUCGAGUGGAGAAGCAGCACCUUCUGCCAGCCCAGCAGCUGUUCAGUGGUUCGUUUUCGUAUAUCAGGAUAGUUAUAAAUCAGCAGCAACAUGCCUGGAUUAAUCGGUGUCAGCGAGUUUCUGGAGGAAACUCGUGAGGACUACAACUCGCCAACGACGUCCACGUUUGUAUCCCGAAUGGUCCAGUGCCGGCAAACAAUCGCUGCUCUUGAAGAGACACUUGAUUUCGACCGGGAAGGUUUAACCAAACUCAAAAAAGCGGUCAAAGCAAUUCAUAAUUCGGGAAACACUCACGUUGACAAUGAAAUGUGUCUGGUGCGCGCCCUGGAGCGGCUUGGCUCGGUAGCACUCUCGAAGGAGGAACCGGAUAUUGGGGCUGCAUUUCUGAAGUUCUCCGUCGUCACCAAAGAGCUCAGCGCGCUCAUGAAGACGCUGAUGCAAAACAUCAACAACAUCGUCAUGUUCCCGGUGGAUUCAUUGCUGAAGAGUGAACUGCGUGGGAUGAAGGGCGAGAUGAAGAGGCCCUUCGACAAGGCUGCCAAAGAUUACGACUCCAAGUUUAUGAAAAUCGAAAAGGAGAAAAAGGCUCUGGCCAAAGAUGCCGGAAUGAUGCGAACCGAGGUCACACCGGCCGAGAUUGCCGAGGAGAUCGAAAAGGAGCGGCGGGUCUUCCAGCUACAGAUGUGUGAAUAUCUGAUAAAAUUCAACGAGAUAAAAACGAAGAAAGGCAUCGAACUGCUGCAACACCUUGUAGAAUAUUAUCACGCUCAAAAUAACUACUUCAAGGAUGGCCUCAAAACGAUAGCGCACUUCGGUACGUACAUCGAGGAACUCAGUGUAAAGCUACAAACCAUACGGCACAAGCAGGACGAAGAAAGGCGGAAACUGUUGGAGCUGCGAACGUUACUGCGGUCUUCGCCGGAUUUCGACCGGGUGGAAAAUGUUCCUAGUGAUCGAGGUGCGGCUGGAUACUCGCUGCAUCAAUUGCAGGGCGAUAAAAAUCACGGAAUAACUCGCACCGGGCAUCUGCUGAAGAAAAGCGAGGGAAAGGUUCGCAGGGUGUGGCAAAAACGUCGGUGUAGAGUCACAGCGGAUGGCUUUCUCGAUAUUUGCCAUGCGGACGAAACGAAAACUCCCACCCGAGUCAAUCUACUAACCAGCCAAAUUAAGCCUGCCUCUGAUGACAAGAAGGGAUUCGAUUUGAUUAGCUAUAACCGACCGUACCAUUUCCAAGCGGAAGAUGAAAUCGACCAGAAGGCGUGGAUGUCGGUGCUGAUUAACUGUCGGGAGAAAGCACUCGCCAAAGCAUUCCAACACGCUAACCCACAGAUGAGUCCUAGUCUGAUCGAGCUGCAGAAAACGGUGAUUAAAUACAUCCAAAAUCUACCGGGCAAUGACCAGUGCUGUGACUGUGGCUCGAAAAACGACGUUACCUGGAUCAGUUUGAACUUUGGCAUUCUGGUGUGCAUUCAGUGCUCCGGUGUUCACAGGGAUCUGGGCGUGCAUCACUCCCGGAUACAGAGUCUUACCUUGGACAAUUUGACAACGGCGCAGUUGUUGAUUGCGCGGGCCAUGGGGAAUAAUAGUUUGAACGAAGUGAUGGAGGCGACCCUUGGGAAGGGUAAACUAACGCACGAGAGUUCAAUGGAAGAACGAUACGAUUUCAUCCGGGCGAAGUACAUAGCCAAGCGAUAUGUCAUGCGUACCUGCGCCGAUGAUCAAGACCUUCGGAGUGAUUUGGAACAAGCCGUGAUUAAUGCGGAUCUCAGCCAGUUACUGCAGGUUUGGGCGGAAGGAGCUGAUUUGUCCUGCGUGCUGCCAUCGUCGGAAUUUGGUGAAACCGCUCUCCAUCUUUCCGUGUUACGUGAAAUGGGUUCUACGCUGCAUAUAGUUGACUUUCUAAUUCAAAAUAUGACGGCUCAAGGCCUCAACAAGCAGACAAACCCGCCCGGUCCGGCUGACAUGUCCGGGAAAAAUACGGCAUUACAUCUGUGUGCCCUGCACGAUCGGCGUGAAUGCAUGAAACUGCUGUUACGCUCAGGCUGUGAAUUCGAUAUUAAAAAUUCCCAAAACCGAACGGCGCUAGAUAUUGCCAAAGAAAUGGGUCAUGAGGCCUGCAAGGAACUGAUUGAACAUGCCAUGAAGCGCGAAAAGAGCGCAUUCGAUCACAUUAACACCGAUUGGAAUAUCCACGAUGAUGGCUCGACAGAUUUCUCCGACGACGAUACGGUACUGAUGGAUGAGAGAAAGUCCCGUUCAAGGCCGCCCAGCUUCGUCGGAGGUGACUCUCCUGUUGCACUGCGGUCGCGUUCAUCAACCUGCGACUCUAUUCAGAGUGGUUCCAGCCCCAGUUCCAGUUGUAAUCCUAACCUUGUACCCGCCACUGCACAACAAAUUCCCGGUGCCGGCCAGCAGCGACAGAUUCCAAUUCCGUCAUCCGGUACUAGUCCGAAGCAAUAUGCCGGAGCAUUUUCGUCGCACUAUGGUGGCACGGGAGCUGGCUCAGCAACCGGCGGUUCUAGUCCAAAUUCCAGUAGCUCCAGUAGUAUUGUGCGUCAGGCGUCGGCACAAAUUUCGGCUGCUGCUGCAGCAGCUGCCGUUAGUUCACAGAACAAAAAGUCCUCUUCUGUCAAUAUUGGCUCGCUGAAAAAACGCACCGCUCCGGCACCUCCACCGACCGGGUACGGAACAUUACCACAUGCUCCUCGCCAUUCGCAAAACAUUGACAAUGAAAUCUUUGGCGUUGCUUCGCAUCAUCUACACCACCAUCAUCAGGAUGUGUACAGCACACUGCCUCAUUUGAGGGGGUCAGAUAGUGGCGGAGGGACAGCCGGUGUGGGUGGGGGCGGCGUAGGCUGUGUAACAGCGAACUGCCCCAGUGGAGCGAAGUCCAACUCUUCUCAGCAGCUGCACUUCGAUAACAAAAUAUACGAGCGCUUCGAAGGUUACAUGCAAUCCGGCAGGGAUGCCAAUUUUCUAAGCUCGUUCACCGGUGGCCAUAAACGAUCUCCCAGUGGAGAAUCUCUGGGUCGAAACCUAGCUGGAGCAAAACUAGUCCUCCCGCCUGCGGGAGAAAUUCCUCAGCUCAAACCAGUGGAUAAAAGUAUACACCACCGACCUAAACUACCACCACCACCUGGUCUUCCUAACGCAGAAAAAGCCCUAUCUAAUGGACAAUCAAACGAAAGUUUGUCAUCGUUAGAUGAAGCUGUGGUAUUAAGGAAAAAGGCAUCCAAAGCGCUCAAUUCGUCUAAUUAUGGUGACUAUGGCAGUGAGUUGGAUUUUUCCGGUCAGCUUGAUCACUCGCUGGCGUCCUCGUCCGGUGGCGCGCAUGAUUCCGCCAACAGUAGCUUCAGUCGGCACGAUACAAGCGAAGCGUCUGCGUCGUCCGGAGGCCAUGAGCAUAGUUUCAACAAGACCAAAAGUCCCAGCACCUUCCGAGGCUAUACUGGUCCGCGGCGGUGCCGGGCCCUGUACGACUGCAAUGCGGACAACGACGACGAGUUGGAGUUCAAGGAGGGCGAAAUUUUGAUCGUUCUGAACGAACGGACUGAUGACGACAACUGGAUGGAAGGUGAAAUCGAAGGUGACAGCACGCGGCGGGGUAUGUUUCCGGUAAGCUUUGUACAGAUGCUGGAAGAUUAGUUCGUACUCAAACCGGAGAUGGAAAAGGGCAGUGAAUAGGAGACCAGAGGAAACAAAUCAUUAGGAAUGUUGCAAAAAUCUAACUUCGGAGCUGAGCUUCGAUUAAUCGUUAUACAAAAAUGACAUUCUGUGACACAUUUAUUAGGGAACUUUUGGGGUAUACUCUGACGAAGAAGAAAUUUCGAUCGCGAUGAAGGUAAACAAGAGUGAUAAUUCUAAGUCUGCUGAUCUAAAUAUCGAACAAAUUAAGCACCAUAAGCGAACCCGCUACUGCGUUCUAUUUAUUCUUCAUUUAGUUAUGUACGUCUUCUUUGAUUGUUCUCGUUUAGCAGAACAAAUUAAACUGGGAUACUGGGAAUCCCAUUAUCGUCUCAACUGCUCAACAGGGAAGUAUUUCCUAUAGAAUGUGCAAAUGUUUAGCAUUCACAUCUCUUUUAUAUCUCAUCAACUAUGCCACAAUUUUAUCUAAUAUGUCCUCUCACUCAUGUCACCUGUAUUCAAUACAAGUGCAUUUUAAGCGCAUAUUACGCGAAUGUUACACCUAAGAUCAAAGCAUUUAUCCACAGGUACGUUUUUCAGCGUUUCGGCGAAAGUGUCAAAGACGAGGGAAAAUUCAAAGCAUAUAAAAGAUAUUGUUUGCUAACUAUUAUUGAUUAUCUAUAUGAAGCAUUUGGAACAAGAGAGAACAAAUUAAUAAAAAUAUUACAUGCCCACGCAGGAAAGCUGACGGUUACAGAGUGAGUUCAUUCCUGCAUAAAAAAAUUACUGUGGGUAGCGAAGUAAUGAAAUUAAAAAAACUUCAUGUGCCAGUAAACAGAAAACAAAUUUCUUAAGUUAUGAAAUAAAAUUCUAGUAAUAGUACCUAUCCAGAACAGAAUGAAUGAAAUAAACAAACAAAUACAAGAAUGUAAAGCAGAAAUAUCCAACCGUAGAAAUCGUUACUCAAUGUGUAAUAGAAUUGACGUCUCCUGAAGCUACAAUCACAAAGUAUAGAACCUGUCCUCCUCGAUCGAGUUAGAUUCUUCAAUAGAUCCAACUAAUCUUCAUCAUACAGAAACUAAAUAUAAAGAAAAAAACUAUUAAAACAACCAGAUAGUUCACUAUUACCGACUACCUACCAAAUAAGUAUUACUGUUGAAGCAAAAAAAGGAAAAGUAUGUGACAAAAAAAAUGAAAAGUUUAAUUACAACUGUUAGAAGUGAAUGAAAUAAAUAAAAUAAAAAUCGCGUUAAAACAGAAAGCAACGGUAAAAUACUCGAAAAAAAAAAAUUAACCGAACCACAGCAGAUCGGAGAUAAAAAAUUAAACUACUAUUACCAUAAAAAAAAUUGCAAAACUACUAUUAUACUAGGUGUGAGUGGAUGUUGUUACUUGGAAAGUAUACAAACAAAUGAAGCGUAGUCAUGUAAAAUUUGUUGCUGAACGCUAGCAAAACAGAGCAAAAAAAUGCAAUGUAAUAACCGGAUAAACAUCUGGAGAAAGCGCACGGAAUAAAUGCAUGAAACUCAUUAAGUGAAA